AUGUUCGUGGGAAGGGAGUAUUCUUGCUUUGCUGAGGAUGGAACCAAGCCCACGCUGAUCUUUGUCUCAUCUCGGAUCUUCGGCUGCAGCAAGCGUCAGACGCGACUCACCGCGCUGGACAUCGUCGCGUUCAUGUCGGCGGAUCCCGACGAAGAUCCUCAUCAGUUCUGCAAGAUGGAGCCGCACGAGCUGGAGUACGCCACACGAAGAGUCACAGACCAGAGCCUCAAGCACACCCUUGAGUUUGGAAUCGGCAUCCACCACGCCGGACUUCCCGAGAGGGACCGGAAGGUGGUUGAGGAGCUCUUCGUCGAGGCGAAGAUCAUGGUGCUGAUUUCCACGUCGACGCUGGCGUGGGGUGUGAACUUCCCGGCUCAUCUCGUGAUUAUCAAGGGCACGGAGUACUACGACGGGCAGCUGAAGCGUUAUGUGGACUUUCCCAUCACCGACGUGCUGCAGAUGAUGGGUCGCGCUGGCCGGCCGCAGUUCGACUCGGAAGCCCGCGCCGUGAUCAUGGUGCAUGAGCCGAAGAAGAACUUCUACCGCCGCUUCAUUUACGAGCCGUUCCCGGUGGAGUCCUCGCUGCACGAGCAGCUGACGGACCACCUCAAUGCUGAAAUUGUGGCCAAGACGAUCAGGACACGCGAGGAAGCCAUCGACUAUGUCACCUGGACCUACUUCUUCCGCCGCCUCACCGCAAACCCCGCCUACUACGACCAGCAGGCGGCGCUGCUCGAGACCCCCGACUUCGAGAAGCAGAAGGACAUGCUGGCAAACUACAUUGAGCGGCUCAUGAACAAGUGCUUGGACGAGCUCAUCCGAUCAGGCUGCAUCGAGCUUCGCGAGGCACAGGUCUCCCCGGGAGGUGUCGCCUCGGCAGCUGUGGAGCCAACCAAGCUCGGGCGUAUCACCUCCUUGUACUACCUCAGCCACCGCACUGUGGCACAGUUCCAGCGGACCUUGGCCAGAGAGGGCCUGGGAUUUGUGGAGAUCAUGCGGGUGCUUUGUGAAUGCCCAGAGUACGACGAGCUGCCGGUCCGCCACAACGAGGACAAGCUGAAUGCCGAGUUUGCCGAGCACUGCCCUCUAGAGGUGGACCUGGCAAUCCAGGCCUACGACUCGCCCCACACCAAGGCCUUCUUGCUGCUGCAGGCGCAUAUGUGGGGAAUUGCGCUGCCCAUCAACGACUACAAGACAGAUUUGAAGAGUGUUCUGGAUCGCUCCAUCCCACUCAUCCAGGCGAUGGUCGACAUUGCAGCCGAGGAGGCCCAGCUGCGUUCCACGCUGAAUCUCAUCCUCCUGCUGCAGUGCUUGCACCAGGCCCAUCAGCCGUGGCGGACGUCCCUGGCCACGCUGCCGCAUCUGUCGGAGAAGUCGCUGAAGGUGCUGCGGGACUACUCCGUCGAUUCCCUUCCGGAGCUCAUCGAGCGCCGGGAUGCCAACAAGCUCCUGACGAAGCUGUCGCUACCAAGCGCCGAAGCGCACAAGGAGCUCCUGCAGAUUGUCCAGGACAUGCCGAGGCUGCGGAUGCGCGUGGAGCUUCGCGUCUUGGAUCCUGAGGACGAAAGCAAGCCCCCGGAGGAUGAAGAGGAGGGCAAGGACGGAAAGCCAAAACGCCGCAAGGGCAAGCUCGUUGCGGCGCCGUACAAGGUGCCCCCGGACAGCGAGCUCGAACUCACAGUCAUCUUAUGUUAUGACAACGAGCCCAUGAAGUUCGUCCAUGCACCGAGGUUUCCCAAGAAGAAGACGUACUCCUGGUGGUGCAUCCUGGGCGACACGGAGGUCGACGAGCUGGUGUCGAUCAAGAAGGCACUCAUGCCAACCAGGCAGAGGUUCGAGAAACGGAUCAGCUUCCAGUUCUGCUCUCCAGCGGAUGAGAUCGGUGAGACCUUCACUUUGUCUGUGCUGUGUAUGUCGGACUCCUUCUUCGGACUGGACCAACAGCUGGACCUUUCCAUUACGACCGUGGAGCCUCACGGUGACUGA
This is a messenger RNA of Symbiodinium natans, 1986 nucleotides long. The record is from the annotation of a GenBank genome assembly. NCBI's taxonomy places the organism in Eukaryota, Dinophyceae, Suessiales, Symbiodiniaceae.